Molecule: messenger RNA, 1210 nt
Organism: Solanum dulcamara
Lineage: Eukaryota; Viridiplantae; Streptophyta; Magnoliopsida; Solanales; Solanaceae
Exons: 4
Coding region: 565-999 (144 amino acids)
Source: RefSeq, a predicted model, not a curated record
CACCGCUUUGGUGAUGCUGUCGCUUAUAACUGUGACUAUUCCCUUCUUCCCUCUCUAAUCCUUCCUCCAUUAGUAUUUCUAAUUGGCAUCCUCAAACACUCAUCUGUCUCUGCACUUCACUAAAUCACUAACCACUGACAAUUAUCCCAAAUCUAGUACGAUAUGUGGAUUCAAGUAAGGAAAUUGUGAGUGUUGUUGGAAUUUGGAUUUGCGGACAUAGAAAUAGCAAACAAUAACCUUAGAUUGUAGAUGAAGUUCCUCUACCAUAUAUUCUCCUUUAAGUGUCUCCUGCUCUUGGGUCUGCUAAUGACUCUGACUGCCAGCCAUAGCUUUACAAACCCGAAUAGACUUAGCGAGAAUCAUCUUUAUACUUGGAAAAGCACACCACCAUAUGCAGAGGUGAAUAGAACAAUACGAGACAAAGUCCCUGCCACAUAAAUUGUGAUUGGAACUCCAUUUUGAUUAUGUGUUCAAUUGCUAUUGGAUAUUGGAUCCUGCGUACAACCACAUUGUCUUGGUUCACUACAGAGACAUAACCAAGAGGGUAGACAUAAUCCAGCCUUCAUGUCAGAAACUUCUCCAAUUUCUUCUGCUUUCUCUCCCAAUCCAAGCUCCUAUUCUACUCAACAUACGGGCUUUACUGUCAUUGCCAAUGAAUCUUGUGAGCAAUACCAGAACCAAUCUAGCCCUGGAGAAAUUUGCUCUGAUGCAGUCAUCAAUAUUAACAGGACAUCAGACACCACAGGGAGAACAGAGGAGUUCAUCAGUUCUCCGGGGCUUGAGAUGAGUCAAGCAUUGCGAAGGCUCGAGGAGCAGUUAAGUUUAAAUGAUGACAGCAUCAAGAAAUUGUUCCCCUCUAUGUUGAUGCAAUUAAUGGCGACAAUUCACUUAUCCAGAUGCAGGGGAAUUCAAACAGUCAGCUGUUGCAACAUCAUUCAGAUGAGGAACUUAAAAAUCGUUCAUAAGCAUGUCAAGGCUCAGAUUUGGGACACUGCUUAGGUGAUCAGGCAAGGUUAUUUGACACUCUGAAAAAACAGAUAGCUUUGGUAUAUUUUGUAUUUGACUGAUGCCGUUAUAUUUAUCUGUGUAAAUAUAUAUAUGAUAUCUUUUAUGUUAGAAUUCUCACAAGAUUCACGUUUGAUUUCUUCAGAAGUCAUUUGAGAACAUCGACUGAUUAGCAUAUUCUAUAUAUGUUGCUCCUCAAUUUUAA